Hemicordylus capensis (graceful crag lizard) is the source of this 5516-nucleotide messenger RNA. RefSeq names its product RING1 and YY1 binding protein (gene RYBP). Gene Ontology annotation, biological process: positive regulation of DNA-templated transcription. The coding region runs from base 864 to 1550 and encodes 228 amino acids. The record is from RefSeq and is a predicted model, not a curated record. Lineage: Eukaryota; Metazoa; Chordata; Lepidosauria; Squamata; Cordylidae. Gene Ontology annotation, cellular component: nucleus. Gene Ontology annotation, molecular function: DNA binding; transcription coregulator activity. The transcript is spliced from 5 exons.
AAGUAGCCAGGUGGCCCAAGGGGGUCACGAGGGGGAGAGAUGCGGGGCGUCCUCCGCCAAGACUGGCAGGUGACAGUUUGGUCCGCGGUCUCCACUGGACGCGACUAGCGAGGGAACAACUUAGGCAGCACGUCAUGUCCCCCCUCCUUCCCUCCCUCCCGUGACGAAUAUUUCUGCUUCUGUGCAGACACAGCGAAGGGACAGGGCGGGGGAAGAGGAGGGCGAAGAAGUGCGUAGGAUCGUGUCCCCUCCUCCCCCUCCUCCCCACCUGAGCGCGGCUGAGCGCCCGGGGAGGCCACGCUCGACGCGAGGAAGCGGCGGGCGACUGAACCGAGGCGGGGUCACAUGCUGGCCUUGUGGGUGGCCAGGCGCCGCCCAACGACGACGACGACACGCUUCGCUCGCUCUCCUUCCACGCCGAAUCUUGAGGGAGCAACGUCCCCUUCGCCGCCCAGCCUGCCCUCCUCGCCGAGGGAGCCGAUCCCUCUGCCACUGCUGCUGCUCCUGCUCCUCCUCCUCCCCCCCCGCCUUUGCGCCUGACGGGGGUCGAGUGUGUUGUGUGUGAGUGUGUUGUGUGUGUGUGUGGUGGGGGUGCACGUCCCCCUUCCCUCGCCCCAGCGGAGCCCAAGGCCGGGCUGCCCGGAUUGGCCGGGGAGGGCCGCGAGCUCCGCCCGCUGUAGCCGUGCUUGCUUGGCUGGGAGGGGAGAGGAGCGGGGCUGCGCUCCCUAGUCUGGAGCGGGAGCCUGGCAGCGGCGGCGGCGGUGGCUGAGGAGCAGCCGGAGCCUGCUGGUCUGAGGAGGAGUCAGCCCCGUAGCCCUCCGCUCCUUGUGCGCAAGGCAAGGGGGGGCCCCCUCAACCGAUCCAUGACCAUGGGCGACAAGAAGAGCCCGACCAGGCCAAAAAGGCAAGCAAAACCUGCAGCCGAUGAAGGUUUUUGGGAUUGUAGUGUAUGCACCUUUAGGAACAGUGCUGAAGCCUUUAAAUGCAGUAUAUGUGAUGUCAGGAAAGGCACCUCCACAAGGAAACCUAGGAUAAAUUCUCAGCUUGUUGCACAACAAGUUGCUCAGCAAUAUGCUACCCCACCGCCUCCUAAAAAGGAGAAGAAAGAGAAGGUGGAAAAGCAGGAAGACAAAAAGCCAGACAAAGAAAAAGAAAUUAGUCAAAGUGUUAUAAAGAAGAGUACCAACAAGAAGACUAAGCCAAAGUCAGAUAUUGUGAAAGAUCCUCCAAGUGAAGCAAACAGCAUACAGUCUGGGAACACAACAACAAAGACCAGUGAUUCAAAUCAUACCUCAAGGCCCAGACUGAAAAAUGUGGACAGAAGUACCGCCCAGCAGCUGGCAGUCACAGUGGGGAAUGUCACAGUAAUUAUCACAGACUUUAAAGAAAAGACUCGCUCUUCCUCCACAUCCUCAUCCACAGUGACCUCCAGUGCAGGAUCAGAACAGCAAAAUCAGAGCAGCUCGGGCUCCGAGAGCACAGACAAGGGCUCAUCCCGUUCCUCCACGCCAAAGGGCGACAUGUCUGCAGUCAACGAUGAAUCUUUCUGAGAAUUGCACAUGGAAUUGUGGGAAACUUAUGAAAUCAGGGUAUGAAAUUCAUAUAUUCCACCUGUCCACUGGGCUGUUGUCCUGGGAGAGCUGCCAGUGCCACUUCCUCCUCCUGUGCUUCAACAUGAUUUUGGACAUCACCCCCUUAACUGAUGACACCAGGAUCAUUUGGGCUGGCUGUGGGCAUCUGGCCACCAAGGAAUUUCGCACCCUGACAAUUACUUUUUGACACUUAUGUAUUCCAUUGUUUUAUAUGAUUUUCCUAACAAUCAUUUAUAAUUGGAUGUGCUCCUGACUCUACUUUUUUAUAAAUCUGCUGUGCACAGUUUUUCCAUGAACAUGGCAAAUGUUGUUAGUUUUUGGGGUGAGGGUAUGUGAGGCGGGUGGGAGGGGAGGGCUUUAGGAGUGUUUUUUAUUUAUUGCAUUCACAAACUCCAUCCUCUAGUUCUUUCAGCAUAUCCUUUUGAGUUCAGUUCUUCCUCUUCGUCCAGUUAUACUGUGUACUAUCAGUUUUGAUAUAAAUUAUAUAUAAAUAUAUAUAUAUAUAAAUAUAUAAAUAAAAUAUAUAUAGGGUUAUUUGAAACCAAUACAUGGAAAACGCUGGUGCUUGAAACACUGUGAAGCGAAACAAUUUAAGAUCUGGGACAGUGAAGUGCCCUUUGGAAAGUGCUGAAACUGAACUGGAACCAGUCAUGGAUUAACAGAGUGUUCCUGGAGGUUCAAACUGAAACAGGGCCUGGCUUUCUUCUUGUGCUUUUGGCUGAAGAGCACUGGACAAAGAUAGAUGUCUAUUUUCUUAUUUUAUGUUCUGUUUUUUGAAAUCCAAAAGGUCACUCCAGGUCACUUGCAUUCCCAGUAGAAUCUCUGAAAACAAUAAAUCUCCAGCCUUGUCCUACAACAGUGUAUGCUGUCCUGGUGGAAAAACCACAAGCCUUGCUGGUUUCAGAAUGCCUAGUAUUAAUGUGUAUGAUGGCUGCACACUAACUUUGCCCAGUUUUGCAUAACCAGUCUCACACAAGUAUGAUGUUCUGUAAGGUUAAUCUAGCCAUGGUCCAGAUCUGUAUUGGUUAUGGGGUAAUGUGUAAUAUCUAUGGGGAAAUGUCUGCUGGCUUUUAUGAUUCAAGGCAGAGAAUAGCAGCCUUAAGACUGAGGGUCCCCCCCCCCAAAAAAAACCCCUAAUAUAAUAAGGCCUCUACAUGAUCUGGUGUCAUAUGACUUGUUCUCAAUGCAGAUCUUCCAUGUUUUGUCUCUAUACUAUUUGGUUUUAAUUUAAUUCACUGUGUAUCCCAAGGGUGAUGUUUUUUUAAACAGCCUGUCGUCCAAUGAUGAUGUGUUGGGAUAAUUGUGUUUUGAUAUGUCUAGAUAAUAUAUCUUUCCAUGGAAGCUACAAUUGUGAAGAACUUUAAUACUGACAGUGGGGGCAUCAGGUUGGUCAGUAACUUGUUUGUUCUUGGUAGAAAAGCAUUUUUAUUAUAAGCUUCCUUUCGGGCCCAUUAGAAUUGUGUUGCAGUUUUACCUAGUUUAAAUGUGUGUUCUGCUUCAAACACUAGAAUGAAGAGAUGGAACACUGUUUAAAAAACAACCACAACAACCCUUCAAGCUCUCAUUGUGUGUGCUUUUUUAGGCGACCCAGAGUGCUUUGCUGUAAUUUCAGUAACCUUUUUCUUCUGAUAUCAAAAUGGAUACCAUGUGGGUGUUUAUGCUCAAAGGGCCACUUGCCAGAACUUGGUGCUAGACAAUUACUGUACUAAUUUCUUGCUUGAAAAAUAUAAAUUAUUUCUGUUGUGUGGAGGCAAUGAAAUUGUUGCAUUUUAUCAAUUUAGUUUUAAGUAGUAGCAGACACCCAAUUUUAAAUUUUUAACCUAUGCUUAAUAAAAGAACUCUGCUCAAAGAGGUAGAGUAGCAGAGCAGUGCCUUUGCAGCUGCAGUUUUGAUUCUGAACAUGGUGGGUUCCUCAUUAAAUUGUUCUUGUAUCUAUUCUUUUUUGAAAUUGUAUUCUUAAAGUAUUUAUUGAAAAAUAAAAAGAACCAAAGGAAAACCAGAUGAUUCUCAUAAGCUCUGAAACACAAUAUUAUGCGUAGUUUUUAAUAGUCCACACCAGUCCACAUUUUUAACAUUGGUAAAAUAUUGUAAAGACAUUCCUUUUCCAAGUUUUACUGUUCCUUUAAAGGAUCUCAGGGAGGGUAAAUUGGUCAGCCAUAAUUUAUUUUUGGAGAAAAAUUUUAAUUUUUAAAGAGAUGUUUUGAACUUAGUCCCAGAUGUGUAUUUUGCACAGUUUUUUAAUAAAUGAACCAGAAUGAAUUUGGCCCCUUCCCAGCAAAGGCCUGAUCUAUGGGCAUGGGCAGUGGGAGUGCACCUUUGUAUACAAGCAAUGUCCUUCUGUCAGUGGUUCUCUAGAAAAAGGCCUUGGUCGGGAAAAAAGUGUGAGUGUUGAGAAAAUUACUUAACACAGUGAGCACCACUCACCAAGCACUGUUGCUCUGUAUCCUCCAUUCAUUUUAGUAUGGCUUCUUGUGGGCUGCCAUUCAGAUGGUUCACAGCAGCAGGGAUUGGCGGGUUGUCCCCUGUGAAACAUGCCCCUUGGGUUAGGUGAUAAAAGCUUUAACGGUAAUGAGCUGCUCAUUGGCUUACCAAUUCAGCGAAAUCCUCUUUGGGUUUUCUUUUUUCUUUUUCUUUUCUUUGAUGUGUGCCUCUGUGAUAUAUUAGCUUGUUAGGGUAAAGUAUGCAAAUCUAUCUUUGGUACAAGUGGACUGAAUGAAACUGCACUUGAUUGAAAUUGUCAGCUAAGCAUUCAAACUUUCGUGGGCCGCAUUCUUAGCUGUUGUGUUAUGAGUUUGCUUUUUUGCUUAACCUUUAAGAUGGACGACACUCCUUUAAAAAAAAAAGGCAUGUUUGAAAACUGAAUUCCCUUCACUUUCUGCAUUUCAGUUUGCCAUACGUUAGUUGGAGAGCAUGUUUAAAAUACUAGUCUAGAGGAAGGGCCAGAAAUGCUUGGUAGCCAGUGGCACAGAAAGCAGGCGAGGAAAAAGCACAGUGUUAAAUUUGCAAGUUUCAAUUUUUACACUACACAGAGACACACACACACACACGUGCACACCCAUACACACAACAGCUUGCCUGACUUGCUCAGUUUGACAUAGUCGUGCAAAGGGAAAAGUAAAGGCAUUUUUAAGAUGGGCAGCUUUAACUGAAAGCAUUUUGCGUGUUAAAAAUUGAGUUAGGUUUUAAAAUUGGGCAGUUGCUAUACUCAUUAAGAGACAGUUCCACCUGCCUUAUCAAUACCAUUCUCAGUCUACUUUUUUAAACAACCAUAAGCAUAAAUUAUUGAAAAUUUAUUAAUUGCUGACUAUAAUAACCUUUGCUUGUAUGUAACCGGGGGGAAAUGGUUUAAGAGCCAACAUUUAGAAUAUGACAAUGGAGCUGAACAGUUUUUAAUGCGCAAGCAGUUCUGUUCUUGUGUAUGACUUGUAACCUUAAUUUACUGUGUAAAGAUGGUUACAUUAUUUCUUUAGCUUUGUUUGUUUGGAGACAAAUAGAGAAUGCUUGUUUAAGUAUGUUGAGACAUAAUUUUAUCUUGUGGAUUUUUAUGUUAAUGUAUUAUACGAGCUAUAUUUUUCAUUUGCCCAGAAAGACAGCUUGUAUAACGCUUUUGGAAGUUUUCUGCUCUGUAAAGUCUUUAGAGCUGACAGUCCUGUUAAGUUUGUUUUUAAUCUUCAUGCUAAAAGUGUCAAUGGUGGUUUUGUGAACUGGUCAGAAAAAUUCACAGGUCUUAAAUGUUUUCGGGAAAUUUAUAUUGGACACUGCUCUUUGUCUAGCAAAUAAAAGAUGUUAAUAUAUUCCUGUUACCGGCAUGUGCACGACUGUUAUUAGAAGCCACUUUAUCAUUUUCCUGCUUUAAAUAGAAAUGUCUAUUUAUGAAUUCUGCUUGUAGUUUUUUCACAAAUAAAAUAGUAACAUUUAAUUAAA